AUGAAGAGAAAAGAAAAGAAAGAACGAGAGAAAACAACAACAAUAUUCAAAAUAACACAAUCAAAUAUCAAAUUCAUACCACUUGGAGAUGGAAUAUUAACAAGUAAGAAAGAAAUUGAACUUCAAGAAGGAGAAGAAAUUAAAGUGAAUGAAGAAAUACGAGAAUUAAUUUGUAUUGGAAAUGAUAAAAAAGAGAAGAUGAAGAUACAAAUAAGUAGUAAAGAAGAAAAUGAGAAAUAUUCAAUUAGAACAAACCCAAAUGUCAUUACAAUUGAAGGAGGAUAUGCAUGUGAAUUUGAAUUAUUCAUUACAAUCAAAUGUACAACUAAAAUCAAAGAUAAAAUAAUGAUAAUUAGUAAAACACUUAAUAAAGCACAAGAAGAAACAAUCAAAAGUAUUUCUAUUGAAGGAGAAACAGAAAUAUCAACACGACUUGAUCCUGAUGAAAUAAAAGAAGAAAAGAAAAUAGGAGAAGGAUCAUUUGGAGUUGUUUAUGUUGGAGAAUUUAGAGGAAAUAAAGUAGCAAUUAAGAAAAUAAAACAAGUUGAAGAAAAUGAAGAUAAAAAGAAAGAAUUUGAGAAAGAAGUAGCAAUGUUAGAUAAAUUUCGAAAUGAAUAUAUUAUUCAUUUUUAUGGAGCAGUAUUUAUUCCUAAUAAAAUAUGUAUGGUAACAGAAUUUGCAAAAUAUGGAUCAAUACAAGAUAUAAUGAAUAAAAGAAACAUCACAGAAAUAUCAAAGAAAAUAAGAAUCAAAUUUAUGAUAGAUGGAGCAAAAGGAAUUUCAUAUCUUCAUUCAAAUGGAAUAUUACAUCGAGAUAUUAAACCCGAUAAUUUCCUUGUUGUAUCACUUGAUGAUAACAUUGAAGUUAAUCGUAAACUAACGGAUUUUGGAAGUGCAAAGUAUUACAAAAUUCAAUCAGAUAUAUAUUCAUUUUCAGUCACAAUGUUACAAACCAUUACAUGGCAAGAUCCAUUUCCUAAAACAUUAUACCCACAUCCAUGGGAUAUUGCAGAUACAAUCACAACAGGUAAACGACCAGUCAUAAUACAAGAAGUAGAAGAAUAUAUUAAAGAUGUUAUUGAAAAGUCAUGGCAACAAGAACCAAAAGAAAGAAUAACGAUAGAUGAAAUUGUAAGAAUGUUAGAAAAAAUUAAAAGUAAAGAAUAA
This is a messenger RNA of Entamoeba histolytica HM-1:IMSS, 1167 nucleotides long. RefSeq names its product protein kinase, putative. The record is from RefSeq and is a predicted model, not a curated record. NCBI's taxonomy places the organism in Eukaryota, Evosea, Mastigamoebida, Endamoebidae. Bases 1 to 1167 code for a protein of 388 amino acids. The transcript is spliced from 2 exons. Gene Ontology annotation, molecular function: protein kinase activity; ATP binding. Gene Ontology annotation, biological process: protein phosphorylation.